Drosophila elegans is the source of this 2409-nucleotide messenger RNA. RefSeq names its product putative inorganic phosphate cotransporter (gene dmGlut). Bases 363 to 1853 code for a protein of 496 amino acids. NCBI's taxonomy places the organism in Eukaryota, Metazoa, Arthropoda, Insecta, Diptera, Drosophilidae. The transcript has 5 exons. Gene Ontology annotation, biological process: transmembrane transport; monoatomic anion transport. Gene Ontology annotation, molecular function: transmembrane transporter activity. The record is from RefSeq and is a predicted model, not a curated record.
AUUUGGCAGGCGGCGUGCGCGGAUCAGAGAAUUAGAACCCAGAGAGUGUAUUGGCAUCACUUGCUCUUGCUUUACAGUUGUUUUUGACAGGAGAGCGAAAAAAAAGCGACAGCCGAACCGAAAGUGUCAUAUAUCCCCAUCUCGCUCCAUCUCCGUUUUCGUAAUUGCGCUUGCGCCAAGUGCAAGGAAUAUAGAAACCGAUAUAGAAAUCGCGGCGAAAUCGGCAAAAAAAAAAAACGAAGAGUUAAGUGCGCGCGCGCUAUUAUAAGAUUUAAGGAUCCGGCGGUGUUGUCCUUUAACUCGUAACCGUGGCGAAGGAACUGGCCAGCUUGUUAACGCAGCAGCAGACCAACAGUCCCGAGAUGACACAACAACCACAAUGGGGCAUAAGCCUAUCGAGGUACUUCGUGAUCCCUCAGCGAGUGAUCCUGGCCAUCAUGGGCUUCCUGGCCAUCCUAAAUGCCUACACAAUGCGCGUCUGUCUUUCGCAGGCCAUUACGGUGCUGGUCAUCAAGAAGAACUCCACGGACGACGACUCUGAAGCUAUUUGCGAACCCGAUAACCUGGACGAGGGCACAAGCAAUGGCGGCAACUUUGACUGGUCCGAGGAGCUUCAGGGGUUGAUCCUGUCCUCCUUCUACAUCGGUUACAUUGUUACGCACAUUCCCGGCGGUCUGCUGGCCGAAAAGUUCGGUGGUAAAUGGACCCUGGGCAUUGGCAUCCUCUCCACCGCCGUGUUCACCAUGCUGACGCCUCUGGCCAUCGAAAAAGGUGGCUCCGACUGGCUGAUCGUGACCCGUGUUCUGAUGGGUCUGGGCGAGGGAACCACUUUUCCCGCUCUGAGUGUCCUGCUGGCUGCCUGGGUGCCGGCCAACGAACGUGGAAAGCUUGGUGCUCUGGUGCUGGGUGGUGGUCAAGUGGGCACCAUCAUGGGCAACCUGUUGUCGGGAGUGUUUAUCGACGCCUACGGCUGGGAGUUUGUGUUCUACUUCUUUGGCGGUCUGGGUUGUAUCUGGUUUGCCAUCUUUGUCUUCCUCUGCUACAGCGAUCCCGUUUCGCAUCCCUUCAUCAAGCCCAGCGAGCGCGAAUACCUGACCAAUGAGAUCGGCACCAUUAGUCGCAACGAGAACCUGCCCCCCACACCGUGGACGGCCAUUCUCACGAACCUGCCCAUGUUUGCCCUGGUGGCCGCCCAGAUUGGUCACGAUUGGGGCUUCUACAUCAUGGUGACUGAUCUGCCCAAGUACAUGGCCGACGUGCUUCAGUUCUCGAUCAAGGCCAACGGCCUGUACUCCUCGCUGCCCUACAUCAUGAUGUGGAUCGUGUCGGUGGGCAGUGGCUUCGUGGCCGACUUCUUGAUCCGCAAGGGAGUGAUGAGCACGACCAACACCCGAAAGUUUAUGACGGGCCUGGCCGCCUUCGGUCCGGCCAUCUUUAUGGUGGGCGCCUCGUACGCCGGCUGCGAUCGAGUCCUCGUCGUGGUGCUCUUCACCAUCUGCAUGGGAUUGAUGGGCGCGUACUACGCUGGCAUGAAACUCAGUCCUCUGGACAUGAGUCCCAACUAUGCUGGCACCUUGAUGGCCAUCACCAACGGAAUUGGAGCCAUCACUGGAGUGAUAACUCCCUAUCUGGUGGGCGUGAUGACACCAAAUGCCUCGCUGCUGGAGUGGCGUCUUGUGUUCUGGGUGGCUUUCGGUGUGCUCUGCAUCACGGCCGUCAUCUACUGCGUCUGGGCAUCCGGAGAGGUGCAGCCGUUCAACAACCCACCCAUCCAGCCGCGCACCGUGGACUUUGAGGCGCAGGAGCGCAAGUACGGUGCCGGAAAGUCGAGGGGUAUGGCGCACAGCUCUUAGGGCGGAUCGCCAACGAAAGUGCCAUAUAUAUACAUUGUAAUCUAGUUAAAAUGCUGCCUAUGUGGAUUCGUGAACCGGGAACGGGCGAUCCCAAGGCCAUUGUCACUGUACUGUAUACGCCGUGGCUGCUGUUCAGAUUGCUAGUUUUAUAGUAUUCCCGAUCCCGAUCCCGAUCCCGAUCCCGAUCUGGCCGAUCCCUGGCAGAGGCGACAACCAACUAAUUUAAGCGAAUUUACUUACACUCCCGAACGUGGGCCGUGUACUUCUAUGUGUAUUCCUGUCCUGGUUGGGAUGGCCAUAAAGUUGCCUUAGCCGCGCACGCCACGUACUCUCUUAAUUAUUAUUUAGUAUUUAAAUGAAAAGCGAUUUCACGUUUAGGAUUUAGUGUACACAGAGCUCGUAUUGCCGUUUUGUUAAUCAAAUGAUGAAAUAAUUUGUACAUUUUAGAUUGUUGAUCAAUGUGUAAAGUGAAACGUGUUUUUAACUGUUCCAUUAAGACAUUAUUGUUUUUAUGACGUUAGUCAAAUAAAGUGUAUAAAGCAAAUUAAAAUAUAAA